Debaryomyces fabryi is the source of this 1698-nucleotide messenger RNA. RefSeq lists its product as uncharacterized. The record is from RefSeq and is a predicted model, not a curated record. Gene Ontology annotation, molecular function: amino acid transmembrane transporter activity. Gene Ontology annotation, biological process: amino acid transmembrane transport. Bases 1 to 1698 code for a protein of 565 amino acids. The transcript has a single exon. NCBI's taxonomy places the organism in Eukaryota, Fungi, Ascomycota, Pichiomycetes, Serinales, Debaryomycetaceae. Gene Ontology annotation, cellular component: membrane.
AUGAAAGACGCAAAGCAAACUGAUAAUUCGUCUUCUAGCAUACAAAUAUAUUCAAAAACUUCAGAUGGUCAUUCAAAAAUUGGAAAUUUUAUAGAUUCAUUCAAAAGAGCAGAUCAAACAGAGACUACUAGCGAUUUGGAAAAUGGUAAAGAAGUGAUCUAUUCCCCGUUGGAGCAGAACUUGAAGGAUAGGCAUAUUCAGAUGAUUGCCAUUGCUGGGUGUGUCGGACUGGGUCUCUUCAUAUCUCAGGGGUCAGCCUUAGCCACAUCGGGGCCUGGUGGGCUAGUAAUAUCCUAUUCAGUUAUUGGCCUUUUGUUAUACUUUAUAGUACAAUCGUUAGGACAAUUAACAAGUGCAUUUCCAGUUCAAGGUAAUUUUUUGGUAUAUAAUGUGAGAUUCAUUGACGAAUCAUGGGGAUUUGCCAUGAAUUGGAAUUAUUGCUUUCAGUGGUUAGUUACAUUACCGUUGUCCUUGGUUUCCGCUUCUUUAACCAUCCAGUUCUGGGGUUCUUCCAUUAACCCAGUUGUUUGGGUGGCUAUAUUCUACGUAAUUAUUGUUGCUAUAAACAUAUUUGGUAUUAAGGGAUAUGGGGAAGCAGAAUUUAUAUUUUCCUUGAUAAAAGUUAUUGCUAUCGUCGGGUUUUGUAUCUUUGCUAUUAUAGUGGUUGCUGGAGCAGGUGAACAGGGUUACAUUGGUGGUAGAUUUUGGCAUAAUCCUGGCACAUUUUCCCACGGAUUCAAGGGAGUCUGCUCUGUGUUUGUCAAUGCAGCCUUUUCAUUUGCAGGUACUGAAUUAUGUGCUUUAGCUGCAGCAGAAUCAAAAAAUCCUAGGAGAGCAUUAACUAAAGCUAUUAAGCAAGUAUUUUGGAGAAUUAUAAUUUUCUAUAUGCUCUCUACUAUAAUGAUUUGUUUCCUAGUUCCAUAUGAUGACCCUAAAUUAUUGAGUAACUCAUCUACUUCUGCAUCCCCAUUUGUUGUUGCUAUCCAAAAUAGUGGAACUAAGGUUUUACCUUCAAUCUUCAAUGUGGUUAUCUUAAUCGCUGUAUUGUCAGUCGCCAAUGCUUCUGUAUAUGCCUCUUAUAGACCACUAGUUUCCUUGGCUCAUGCAGGGCAUGGUCCUAAGAUUUUGAAGUAUGUCGAUAGAAAUGGAAGACCUCUUGUGGCGUUGCUUGUAACAUUGUUAAUUGGGUUACUUGGGUUUGUUUCAGCUUCUCCUAAGCAGGAAACGGUUUUCAAUUGGUUACUAGCAUUAUCUGGAUUAUCUACUAUCUUUACUUGGUUUUCUAUAUCCUUAGCCCAUAUUCGUGUAACUUAUGCGUUUAAAAUUCAAGGUGUACCUUUAAAUCAAUUCCCAUUUCGUGCAACUGGCAAUACGUUGGGUGCUUACUUUUCGUUGGUGAUUAAUAUAUUGGUGCUUAUUGCUCAAUUCUAUGUUGGGUUAUACCCAGUGGAUGGAAAAGAAAAGGAUAUUGCCACUUUUUUACAGGUAUAUCUUGCUGCUCCUGUAGUUUUAGUAUUCUAUCUUGGCCACAAAAUAUGGACUAGAAACUGGAAAUUGUACGUGAGGGCAGAGGAGAUGGAUAUCACUACUGACCGUCUAAUGGUUGAUAUAGAUAUGUAUAAACAAUUACUUACAGAUGAGAAACAGGUAUGGGAAUCGAAGCCGUGGUAUUAUAGACUCUACCAUACUUGGUGUUGA